AUGGUUAAAGGAAUAAUUCCAGGUAAUCAUUCAAUAACAAAUAUGAAACAAAAUGAAUUCGACAUUGAUGGUAAUGAUCAAAAGAAUCAAUUAUCAUCUAUGAAAUGCUUUUCUCCUUCAAUGCGUGCUAUUAUUCAAGCUCGUCUCGAUAAUAUCGAACAACGUGCUCAACAAAUUAUAAAAUUUAUUCAUGGUUCGUCUGAAAAAUAA
Rotaria sordida is the source of this 210-nucleotide messenger RNA. Lineage: Eukaryota; Metazoa; Rotifera; Eurotatoria; Philodinida; Philodinidae. The record is from the annotation of a GenBank genome assembly.